AUGAGCACGCCACGUCUUCCAUCGCCUCCACCAUGUAUGGCGUUUAACUCCCGGAUACCCAAUGCGUACGGUUACCACCCGUCACUAGCACCCGGCAUUAUUUUCGUCAUCCUAUUUGCUAUAUCUGCCUCUAUCCAUCUCUACCAAUCCCUCCGCCAAACAAUCUACAACCGCCGUCUCUGGUGGCUCUGUCUCUUCUUCAUCGGCGCCGCCCUCGAAUGUCUCGGCUGGAUCGCCCGCACCGUAACCAACCCGUGUCCCUACUCCCUCGCCCUCUUCAAAAUGCAACUAUCCGUCCUAAUUAGCGCACCAGCCUUCACACAAGCAGGUCUCUACGUCAUCCUCUGGGCCUAUGUCCAGGUCCUGGGCCGCCACACGUCCCUCGUACCGCCGAAGCUCUACCUGGUCACCAUACUGUGCCUCGACGUCAUCUGUCUCUCGCUUCAAGCCAUCGGCGGAGGUCUAGCGGGCGCAGCGUUCAGCAAACGUACUGAUACGCAGCCAGGCACGACGACGAUGGUCGUCGGUAUUGUGACGCAGCUGGUCUCGACGUGCGUCUUCGGCGUGCUGCUUAAUGUUGUCUUCUUUCGCGGGUGGGCGGCGAUCCGGGCGGAGAGGAGGCUUGUGCUGUUGGCGGCGGCGACAAUGGUCAGUGUGGCGUGCAUGAUUGUGAGGGGGGUGUAUCGGAGUAUAGAGCUGUUGCAGGGUUGGAGGGGCGAGCUGAUUACGGACGAGAAGUACGUUGUUGCGUUGGAGGGGAGUAUGAUGUUUAUUGCGGUGGCGGUGUUCAAUAUCUUUAGCCCUGGGGUGCUGCUUGAUGGAACGAGGGCAUGCAUGGCCGUGGUGGGGAGUAGAGUGAUGGAGGAGUCUGAGACCUUGGAAAGCGUGCCGAACGGGAAGAACUCAGAGGUGCCUUAG
Coniosporium apollinis CBS 100218 is the source of this 918-nucleotide messenger RNA. RefSeq lists its product as uncharacterized. The transcript is spliced from 2 exons. Gene Ontology annotation, cellular component: plasma membrane; fungal-type vacuole. Lineage: Eukaryota; Fungi; Ascomycota; Dothideomycetes. The record is from RefSeq and is a predicted model, not a curated record. The coding region runs from base 1 to 918 and encodes 305 amino acids.